Messenger RNA from Plasmodium malariae, 345 nucleotides. Its product is annotated as conserved Plasmodium protein, unknown function. The coding region runs from base 1 to 345 and encodes 114 amino acids. NCBI's taxonomy places the organism in Eukaryota, Apicomplexa, Aconoidasida, Haemosporida, Plasmodiidae. The record is from RefSeq and is a predicted model, not a curated record. The transcript has a single exon.
AUGGUUGGAGUUAAAAAGAGACCUGUAAAAAAAUUUAACAUUGAAAUAAAUUUGAAGAGCGAUAUAGAGGAUAAAGUAAGGUCACACAUAAUAUCGGACAGAAAUAAAAUACAGGAAAGAUAUAAACAAAAAAGGAAAAAAAAAAUUAGAAGGAGAAUUAAAAUGGAAUGUAAAAUAUCAAGUUUUGUUAUCCCCAAUUCGAAAAAAGAAAAAAAAUUAAGAUUGAGUUAUAUAAAUAAGUUUAUCAAGAAAAAAAAAUUAAUAAAACAGUAUUUGAAAGAUAUAAGAGAAAAAAUAAAAAACUUUCAAGAUAAGGUAAAUAGCAAUGGAGCAGCAGCAAAAUAA